UGAUCCGAGGCAACGAAACGCACCGACUGGCAUCCGCGCUGGAUCUGAGCGAGGGUCCGUUAUCACUGCGUCCGACACACACACACAUACACACUUCCCGGCGCACCGCAGGAUGAACGCGCUCUGGAGGUUUGGACACUUUGGACAGCAGCGCGCAGGGUAGAACAGGAUUUAGUGGAGAAGUUGGUUUUCUCUGCAUCGGUGCCCGAGCCGAGGACUCUCGCUGUCAAGUCGUGAGAGAGAUUUCUGACUUUUUUCUCCCUCCACUGUCGCCAAACUUCUCCCCAAAGCUCGGGGACUAACGGAUUUUAAAGUAGUUUUGUGGAUUUGUAUAAAGUUUACUGGAGAAUAAAGCCUGGUUUUCUUCUUCUGAAUGCUUGGUGACAUCUGAAAGACGGAGAUUUUGGAUACAAAACGUCAUCAUUUGGGUCAGUGACGGGGAGUCGUUGGAUCAUUUCUUGCGGCGUUGGAGGCUGCCCUUCUGCUGGACAGCAUGCGAUUGGAGGAUGUUGUCUGAGUCGGGCCUCGCUGCUCUGCGUCUCACCUCGUCCUCUAGAGGAAUGACGGCUCUGUGGUGCUCACUCUGGAUUUCCUGCCUCCUGCCUCUGUGCGUCGCUCCGGCCCGGCUGCCCACCGCUCAGCCCACAGACUCUGGGUCCAGUGAGUCAGCGUUCCUGGAGGACUAUGUCCUGGGCAUGGGGGAAAACCUGGAGAUACCAUGUGACCUGGAGGACCACUCCGAGCCCGUCGUCUGGUUCAAAGACGGCGCCGGGCUGGUUCCUGGCAACCGGACGCGGCUGGGCCAGAGGUUGCACAUCAUCAACGUGUCGUACGAGGACUCAGGCGUUUAUUCGUGUCGGCUCGCACAAAGCAACACGCUGCUCAGCAACUACACCGUCAGGGUGACAGAUUCACUCUCAUCCGGUGAUGAUGAAGACUAUGGCGAAGACUCAGAAGAUACAGGUAAUGAAAAUAAUACAACCUGA
Molecule: messenger RNA, 986 nt
Organism: Notothenia coriiceps (black rockcod)
Lineage: Eukaryota; Metazoa; Chordata; Actinopteri; Perciformes; Nototheniidae
Product: fibroblast growth factor receptor 3-like
Exons: 5
Coding region: 507-986 (159 amino acids)
Source: RefSeq, a predicted model, not a curated record